This is a messenger RNA of Fulvia fulva, 2190 nucleotides long. RefSeq names its product Serine/threonine-protein kinase svkA. Gene Ontology annotation, biological process: protein phosphorylation. The record is from RefSeq and is a predicted model, not a curated record. Bases 1 to 2190 code for a protein of 729 amino acids. The transcript is spliced from 2 exons. Lineage: Eukaryota; Fungi; Ascomycota; Dothideomycetes; Mycosphaerellales; Mycosphaerellaceae. Gene Ontology annotation, molecular function: ATP binding; protein kinase activity.
AUGGCGGAUGAGUAUCAGAUGCUCGAGGAGCUGGGCAGCGGCUCCUUUGGCACCGUAUACCGCGCCCUGCACAAACCCACCGGCGACCACGUAGCCAUCAAACACAUCGACCUCGAAGGCAGCGAUGACGACAUCCGCGAGAUACAGCAAGAGAUAUCGCUGCUUGCUACCUGCAGCUCCGAAUAUGUCACCCGAUAUCGAGCGUCGUUUGUGAAGGGGGUCAAGCUCUGGAUAGUGAUGGAGUACUUGGGUGGAGGAUCAUGUCUCGACUUGUUGAAGCCGUUUCCGAAGGGCAUGGAAGAGCGAUACAUUGCCAUCAUUAUGAGGGAGCUGCUCAAAGGUCUGGACUAUCUGCACAAUACUGGCAAGAUACACCGAGAUAUCAAGGCAGCCAACAUCCUGCUGUCCGAGUCGGGCCAGGUCAAGAUCGCCGACUUUGGUGUGGCCGCGCAGUUGACCAACAUCAAGUCACAACGAUUGACUUUCGUUGGCACACCAUUCUGGAUGGCACCCGAAGUGAUCCAAGAAGCGGGCUACGAUUUCCGCGCAGACAUCUGGAGUCUUGGUAUCACUGCCAUGGAGAUGGCCUUGGGCGAGCCGCCGCGAAGCGAUGUACACCCAAUGAAGGUCCUGUUCUUGAUUCCAAAGGAAAAGCCACCGAGGUUGGAGGGUAGCAGGUUCACCAAGGAGUUCAAAGAGUUUGUGGCAUUGUGCUUGAACAAGGACCCAGAGAAGAGACCAAGCGCAAAGCAUCUGCUGAAGCAUGCCUUUAUCAAGCGAGCCGGGAAGACGGAGGUCUUGCAAGAGCUAGUGUUGAAGGCGAAGUACUACGAACAGAAUGGCGUGGACUACGAGAAGGACACACGAUACUACGAGGAGACUCUGAAGUCCAUGAACCACGCACCGGAUGAGGAUGAGUGGGUCUUCGACACAAUCAAGCCUUCAUCGACGGUACGCGGCUACGGAAACUUGGCCAAGGGCGGCACCAUCAAGAGACGGAAGCUCGACAGGAUACCCUCCGGCGACGGAUCUGAUGUGGAAAACGCCACGGCCGCAAUGGAGCAUAUGAAUCUGGACGCUGCGCCUUUGUCGUCAGGCUCGGUAAUGCUGACGCCAACAAGAGAAGCAUCAACGAUCCGAACACCGAAGGUGAGAGGCCCGAGUACACAGCGUGUGGUUAGUGGCCAGCGCAAAGUGUCUGGUGCUACGCCUACAGCACGCAGGGCGGUGAGCAGGAAUGUCUCUGGAGCAACACCAACUGCUCGACGAGUGGUCAGCCGCAAUGUAUCUGGCGCAACGCCGACUGCACGCAAAGUCAGUGCGGCACCACCGGUACCGCCGCUUCCCAAGCAGCCUCUUGGUCUCGACAUGUCCUUUGGCAAUGGCACUUCAACAGUACGUCAGUUCAAGCGAGUCAGCUCCGGGAACAGGCCAUCGACACCGGCAGAUCAGACCGGAACAUCGCCGCAAGAUAGUGUCUUCGACAGCGAUGCCGAGAACAAGCCACCCAAGCCGGAGAAUAGCUCGCAACCAGUACCUCUGGCGACAAAAGAGGCAGUGCUAGGGAGACGCGCCUUUGCAAAAUGCCUCGACCCAGCUUUCCAGGAGUCAUAUGCAGCGGUCGCUGAUCGGGCAAAACGUGAAGCACUGAGCAACGUCGCAGAAGCAUGGUCACGCCUCGACGAACUCGAUCCAGAUGGCGAACUACUGUUGCUUAAGAGCAUCAUGGACCGCAUCCAAUCCGACCCAAAGCUCGCCAGCGCCCUCCUUCCGCAACGAGUCGCCAACGCCCAACUCGCCUCCCUCCGCCUCUCACCCAACAAGAAGAGCGCUCUAGUCUCCGAAUCGGAACUCUCCCCUCGUGACCUCACACCCCAGUCCUCCCCAACGAAAGCUCUGCACCCCCGAUCCUCUUUAUCGAGCAUGUCUCGCUCAGCAAGCAAACGUGAGCCUACCAGUCCCACCAAGCUCGUCCUCAACCCGCAGAACCCUCACCUCAGGAAGAUGAGGUCUAGUCAGGCGUUGAGUGAUGCGAGAGAGAAGGCUGCCAUGGAGGAGAGGACUAGGAUGGAGGAGAAGAUGCUGGGUGUGAAGCAGCCGGAGCCUGGGAUGGAGCAUGUGGGGAUGUUGGCGGAUGUGCUUUAUGGGCGGUGGACUGAGGGGUUGAAGGCGAGGUGGCCUGUGGCAUAG